UUUGAAAGAAAUCGUGAAAUCUCGCACUUGUUUACUUCCGGUUGAACCUCUUGCAUAAACGUAACAUAUGAGCUUAUUUUAUAACAACUGACAUAUCUUUGUAUUUCGACCCCUGUAUUUUUCUCACGCCAAUGGUUAGACCAGUAACGAAGGAUAAGAAGCAUUUGCUGAGACCAUGCUAAGACUGAUGUUCACACGGCAGUGCCUUGCUGUUGCCCAGUUAUGUAAAACACAACAAACUUGUACAAGAGCUUUACAUGCAACAUGUGCUCAGAGGGCUUCAAGGAGACAUAAGACAGAGGGUGAUGAAGCGAUACAGUUUACAGGCAGCAAGGCAGCAUCAUGGAACACACAGGACAGUUUUGGUCCUCCGCGGAGAGAUAUGCCCUGGUACCAGCCAAUCAGCAUCAGUUUAAGUCUGGCAGUUUUCCUUACAUAUUUCAUGUUCAUCAGGGAAGAAAAUGAUGUUGAUAUAGAACUUAAUAAGUCCUUGUUUGAGAGAGUGCCAGGGCUUGAGGAACAGCAAGUUAAAAUGGCCAUUAAACAUGGUCAGGAGAGAGGAAUGGAUACAACAGAUCUUGAAAUGAGAAUGACAGAAAUUCUUGACCAAAAACAGAUGUCAAAGAAUUUGUGACUAAUGUGACAAUAACUUUAUAAAUGAUGUUUUGUGUGAAAUAAAAUCUUUUGACAGUC
Haliotis rufescens (red abalone) is the source of this 693-nucleotide messenger RNA. RefSeq lists its product as uncharacterized. Lineage: Eukaryota; Metazoa; Mollusca; Gastropoda; Lepetellida; Haliotidae. The record is from RefSeq and is a predicted model, not a curated record. The coding region runs from base 176 to 634 and encodes 152 amino acids. The transcript is spliced from 3 exons.